This is a messenger RNA of Aspergillus wentii DTO 134E9, 2751 nucleotides long. RefSeq names its product coatomer subunit gamma. NCBI's taxonomy places the organism in Eukaryota, Fungi, Ascomycota, Eurotiomycetes, Eurotiales, Aspergillaceae. The transcript has 6 exons. Gene Ontology annotation, molecular function: structural molecule activity. The coding region runs from base 1 to 2751 and encodes 916 amino acids. Gene Ontology annotation, cellular component: Golgi membrane; endoplasmic reticulum; endoplasmic reticulum-Golgi intermediate compartment. Gene Ontology annotation, biological process: intra-Golgi vesicle-mediated transport; endoplasmic reticulum to Golgi vesicle-mediated transport; protein secretion. The record is from RefSeq and is a predicted model, not a curated record.
AUGAGUUACGGCAAGAAAGAUGAGGAUGCCGAUCAGGUCAUGAUCAAGCUUGAUCGGACCUCCGUAUUUCAGGAUGCCCGAUUGUUCAAUUCCUCCCCGAUCUCCCCUCGAACAUGUCGUACACUUCUCACCAAGAUUGCGGUCCUCCUUUUCACUGGGGAGCAAUUCCCCACGAAUGAGGCUACCACGCUCUUCUUCGGCAUUUCCAAGCUGUUCCAGAAUAAGGACCCCUCGUUGCGACAGAUGGUCUAUCUUAUUCUGAAGGAGCUCGCUGGUACCGCCGAGGAUGUUAUCAUGUCGACCAGUAUCAUAAUGAAGGACACGGCCGUCGGUAGUGAUGUCCUGUACCGCGCGAAUGCCAUCCGGGCUCUGUGCCGCAUUAUCGAUGGUACUACAGUGCAAGGUAUCGAACGACUCAUCAAGACCGCCAUCGUUGACAAGACCCCCUCUGUUUCCUCCGCAGCUCUGGUGUCCUCGUACCACCUGCUCCCCGUUGCGCGUGAUGUGGUUCGCAGAUGGCAGAGUGAAACCCAGGAGGCAGCUUCUUCCGGAAAGCAAUCGACCGGUUUCCUUGGAUUCGGUGGCAGCUCCCAGGCUCACGCCAUCUCGCAGUCGAAUUAUAUGACUCAAUACCACGCAAUUGGUCUUCUGUACCAGAUGCGUGCGCAUGACAGAAUGGCUCUGGUCAAGAUGGUGCAGCAGUAUGGCGCUGCUGGUGUGGUGAAGAGCCCGGCAGCCCUUGUACUGUUGGUGCGGUUAGCGGCGAAGCUGGCGGAGGAGGACCAAGGCCUGAGGAAACCUAUGAUGCAGAUGCUUGAUGGCUGGCUCCGACACAAGCAUGAGAUGGUCAACUUUGAGGCUGCCAAGGCUAUCUGCGAUAUGAGAGAGGUCUCCGAUGCCGAAGCCUCCCAAGCCGUGCAUGUUUUGCAGCUGUUCCUCUCGUCGCCUCGCGCUAUCACCAAGUUUGCAGCCAUCAGAAUCCUCCACAAUUUUGCCUCCUUCAAACCCCACGUCGUCAAUGUGUGCAACCCCGAUAUCGAGUCUCUUAUUUCAAACACCAACCGUUCCAUCGCAACUUUCGCAAUCACUACCCUCCUCAAGACCGGCAACGAGGCUAGCGUCGACCGCCUGAUGAAGCAGAUCUCUGGCUUCAUGGCCGAUAUCACUGAUGAGUUCAAGAUCACCAUUGUUGAGGCCAUCCGUACUCUGUGUCUGAAGUUCCCCAGCAAGCAGGCUGGUAUGCUUUCGUUCUUGAGUGGUAUUCUGAGAGAUGAGGGUGGCUAUGAGUUCAAGCGCAGUGUCGUUGAGAGCAUGUUUGAUCUGAUCAAGUUUGUGCCGGAAAGCAAGGAAGAUGCUCUUGCACACCUCUGCGAGUUCAUCGAGGACUGCGAGUUUACUAAGCUGUCCGUCAGAAUAUUGCACCUUAUCGGUGUUGAGGGCCCGAAGACAUCGCACCCAACCAAGUACAUCCGUUACAUCUACAACCGAGUUGUUUUGGAGAACGCCAUUGUCCGCGCCGCUGCCGUGACCGCUUUGGCCAAGUUCGGUGUCGGGCAGAAGGAUCCCGAAGUCAAAUCAAGUGUUUCUGUUCUUCUUACAAGAUGUCUCGAUGACACAGAUGAUGAGGUGCGCGACCGUGCUGCUCUCAACCUCAGAUUAAUGGGUGAAGAGGAUGAGAUGGCUGGAUUGUUCAUGAAGAACGACUCCAUGUACUCUCUCUCUACAUUCGAGCACCAACUUGUCAUGUACGUGACAUCUGGCGAGAAGGAAACAUUCGCUACCGCUUUCGAUGUCUCGACAGUCCCUGUUGUCACACAGGAACAGGCCUUGGCCGAGGAGCGAACCAAGAAGCUCACUACAGCCACCCCAACUCUCAAGGCCCCCUCCACUGGUCCUCCCAAGGGCAAGGCAAACGGCGUGGCCGAGGCUGCUACGGCGGCCGCUACCCAGAAGUAUGCCGAGCAGCUUAUGCAAAUCCCCGAGCUCAAGGAGUACGGCACUUUGCUCAAGUCCUCUGUUCCUGUUGAGCUCACCGAGAGCGAGACGGAGUAUGUUGUUACGGCCGUCAAGCACGUCUUCAAGGAACACGUUGUCCUGCAGUACGAUAUCAAGAACACUCUCCCAGACACUGUCCUCGAAGACGUCACCAUGGUGACAAGCCCGUCAGAGGAAGAGCUCUUGGAGGAGGAAUUCAUUGUCCCUGCCCCUAAGCUUGCUACAAACGAGCCUGGUAUCGUAUAUGUGACAUUCAAGAAACUAUCUGGAGAGAACAGUGUCCCUGUUACUUCGUUUACAAACGUCUUGAAGUUCACCAGCAAAGAGAUCGACCCUACCACCGGCGAGCCGGAGGAUAGUGGAUACGAGGACGAGUACCAGGUCGAAGACCUAGAACUUGCUGGCAGCGACUAUGUUAUCCCGACAUUCGCUGGCAGCUUCGACCAUGUCUGGGAACAGACUGGUGCCAAUGGAGAGGAGAUUAGUGAGACUUUGCAACUCAGCAAUACGAAGAGCAUUUCAGAUGCCACCGAGCAACUUAUCUCUGCACUCUCUCUGCAACCCCUUGAGGGAACAGAUGUGUCCCUCAGCAGCAGCACACACACCCUCAAGCUUUUCGGUAAGACAGUAUCAGGCGGCCGGGUUACAGCUUUGAUCAAGAUGGCCUUCUCGACCAAGACUGGUGUCACAACGAAGAUUACAGUCAGAGCGGAAGAAGAGGGUGUCGCCUCUGCUGUCAUUGCGUCACUGAGCUAA